AGGAAAGCUCCCAGCGCCUUCUGCCCUCGAGGAUGUCCUGUGGCGCGUAUUAAGGGGCCGCGGCUGGAGCACCUUUGCCCGCAGCGCCGCGGGAAGGGAGCGGCGAAGCGCAUCGCGUGCGGGCUCCCGGCUCUUGCUCUUCGGAAGGAGCGCGGUGGGGAUCACCGUCUUCUCCGCGCUCGGCACAACUCCGGGGCCAGCGCGCGGCUGGACCGAGUCCCGCUUCCCGCCCGCGCACCCCCAGUGGACAGCCCCCGCCGGCCCGCCUGCACCUCCUACAGCCCCAGCUUUCCCCGCACCUGCGCCGAUCCCCCACGCCCAGGUGGUGAGCCCCGCCGCUCCCUGCCCCAGGGAGAGCGCGCCCGCCGCAGCUGCCUGGGUGCGGGUGCGGGCGCCGCCGCCGUCGUCCAAUAUGCGCACUGGGGGCCCCCGACUCGCCCCCCUCUGGGGCGUCCGAGAGGCCGGGGAGCGCGCACCAUGAAGUCCGUGCUGUUCAGCCGCUUCUUCAUCCUCCUGCCCUGGAUCCUGAUCGUCAUCAUCAUGCUCGACGUGGACACUCGCAGACCCGCGCCUCCGCUCACCCCACGCCCCUACUUCUCUCCCUACGCGGUGGGCCGCGGGGGCGCCAGACUCCCGCUCCGCAGGGGCGGCCCGGGGCGAGGCGCCGCGAAGCGCAACGAGUCUCGGCCACAGCCGCAGCCCGACGCGGCGGCGCGCGGCGAGCUGGUGAGCCGCUUCCUCGCGCGGGCCGGGCUGCCCAGCACGCACCUGCACGUGCCCACGCCGCGGCGCUACAAGCGGCCCGGGCUGCCGCGCGCCACGGAGCAGCGCAACGCCGGCCUCGCCUGGCUGCGCCAGCGCCACCAGCACCAGCGCGCGCAGCCCGGCGUGCUCUUCUUCGCCGACGACGACAACACCUACAGUCUGGAGCUCUUCCAGGAGAUGCGAACCACGCGCAAGGUUUCUGUCUGGCCAGUGGGCCUGGUUGGUGGGCGACGCUACGAACGUCCCUUGGUGGAAAACGGCAAGGUCGUUGGCUGGUACACCGGCUGGAGAGCAGACAGGCCUUUUGCCAUCGACAUGGCAGGAUUUGCUGUAAGUCUUCAAGUUAUCUUGUCCAAUCCAAAAGCUGUAUUUAAACGUCGUGGAUCCCAGCCAGGGAUGCAGGAAUCUGACUUUCUAAAACAGAUAACAACAGUCGAAGAACUGGAACCGAAAGCAAAUAACUGCACCAAGGUUCUUGUGUGGCACACUCGGACAGAGAAGGUUAACCUAGCCAAUGAACCAAAGUACCACCUGGACACAGUGAAAAUUGAGGUAUAAAUUGAAGCAGUAACUGGUGUAGUUUGCCCCGCCAGUGGAUGUGGAAGAGGAUAUUUGGAGUUUAGGCUGGAGAGCAUUCAGGUAUUGUUCAUUUUACUUCAGUACAACAGCCUUUAUUGUCAUCUGAUGGAUAUCCAUUUAAACAGAGCUUGUCAGUUAACACAAGCUAACUGGAUGGUACAAAAUGUUUGUUUUUUCUUCAUUUGUUCUGCAUGUUUUCCCUACAACUAAAUUGGAAGAUUUUUGUACAGUACAUUGAAAUGACACUGCAAGAUACCACUCUGGGUAUCUUAUAUGCUUUUUUUUUUUUUUUCUCAUUUGGCCUUAUAAUUGGUAGAACUGAAUGGGUUUUAGAAACAAAUGACAGGUAUUUUGCAGGUAAAUG
Molecule: messenger RNA, 1708 nt
Organism: Galeopterus variegatus (Sunda flying lemur)
Lineage: Eukaryota; Metazoa; Chordata; Mammalia; Dermoptera; Cynocephalidae
Gene: B3GAT2
Product: beta-1,3-glucuronyltransferase 2
Biological process (GO): chondroitin sulfate proteoglycan biosynthetic process; carbohydrate metabolic process
Cellular component (GO): Golgi membrane
Molecular function (GO): galactosylgalactosylxylosylprotein 3-beta-glucuronosyltransferase activity
Source: RefSeq, a predicted model, not a curated record